Messenger RNA from Cladocopium goreaui, 2295 nucleotides. NCBI's taxonomy places the organism in Eukaryota, Dinophyceae, Suessiales, Symbiodiniaceae. The record is from the annotation of a GenBank genome assembly.
AUGGUGCCAGCUCCAGAGCCCUGCAACGAGCCACGACCACGGCGUCAUUCAGACGAGUUGGCGUCGGCUCAAGCGCCUUUGGCACCUCUGGCGCUGUGGCAACGACCCCACCGUGGCCUCCGCCUCUGUGAAUCGCCUGACUUCGGGAGACCCCGAGAGCCUCGCGACCACCGGGACCACCGAGAGCAUCGGGACUGGCGACCGCCCCUGUCCCAAUCAACACGGAUGAAGGGCGACAUUUUUGGAGGCUACAAGGAGAUGUCCAUUCCGACGCAGGUCCCCGGGCAAACGCCCGAAGCUACCACCUGUACCACUUUCAGCUCGCUGAGCAAGGAGCUGCGUGAGCUCUACAUCUUGGCCAAGCGAACCAUUGUGGCCUACAUCCGAAUGGCUGCUACGGUGAUUAUCGCCGUAGUGGUGCGAUUGUGCCUGGACUGUGUGGGACUCAUUUUAACGCAGCAAGAUGCACUUUCAGCCAGCUUUUGGUUUGCACACUGCCACAAGGAUGGUACCUGUGUUUUGACCGGAUGUCUUCUUUUCUUCCUGUCAUUGGCAGUGUGCUCUCUCUUUGGAUGGGCCUGCCAGGAUUGGAUCACCGAUCCGAGCCGGAACCCGUUUGCAAGGAAGUUCUCCUUCUCCAUAAUGGUGGAUGCUGCCACAUGGAUUCCAAUUUCGGUGUCAGUGGGAAAGACUAAUGCGUUGGUUGAAUGGUUCAUGGAUGUUGGGAAAGACAAUCUUGCCCAGAUGCUGCCAGCACCACUCCUACGCUUGAGCGAUUGGCGGACGUUGGUUUCUUCUUGCCUCGCAGCUUUGCUGACGUUCAGCUGCGCCGUCAUGACUCAUUUGGCCAUGAAGUACUGUAGAGGGGUGGCGGACACCAAAGGACAAGGCCUACGUGGCUUCCUGCGUUUUUUCCUUUUAGCGACCAUCACAUGCCUCGGUUGGGCCGUGGCUUGGAGUAACUGGGAGCUGGUGUUGUCCCUCAUGGACGCGCUGGAGCCAGAUCAUCCAGAUCAUGACUUGACACUGGUGCGGGUGGUGAUUGCAGUUUGUUUGGUCUUGAGCAUUUGCUUCUACCUGAGGUUUGGGCCUGAGCCCAUCAUCCCGGAUCCUCAACUUCAGCAUCUCUGCUACAGCCAUGGCUACAGCAGCUCUGUGCAGCGAGCUUUUGUGUCUUACAUCGUCUACUCCUGCGUCGUUUGCAUGGUGAUGGUAUGCUGUGAUCCCACCUAUGGCUUGCUCAUUGCGUUAGCCAGCUGGGUCUAUUCUGCGACGUCAUCUAUGUUUGAUGUGCAGGCGCUCCUAGUGCUUUGUGGCCUUGCAAUGCUUGUGACGCUGCUCAGUGCAUUGUGCUCUGCAGGCAUCACUUGGGCCUUUGAGGUAGAUGCACUCACUUCUAUGCGUCUCUCGCGCUCAGUGAACGAUGCAUGUGCAAAAAUGGUGGAUCGCAGGCGAUCGCAGUUUGGCGAGAUGUUGUCACAAGUACAGAAGGCUGGCAGCGACGCUUGCUUGAUGGAGGCCGAGCUGGAGGAAGUGAAGGAUGCUCAUGCUGGUCCGCAUUGUCUCUAUGCGUCGAUGUCCAAUGAGGAAGCGCUUUCCGAAGUGGAGUCGGAACGGCAGCUGCGACUGAACCCUGGCUCCAUCUCCAGCACCAUUUGCGUGUCUGUGCUGGUUUACGACGUCUUGGGUUUUGUGGUGUGCUUCCAGUGGGGUAUGUUGGUGGUCCGUGGCUAUUCCGUGCUCUUUGGCCGAGUUGCCGCAAAGCUAGCUGAGCUUUGGAGAGGCACCCCGCCAAGCUCAGCGGAUGAGUCAUCCCAGGUGGCACAGCGCAACAUUGCAAGCUUCAAAAGCUUGCAAUGUGGAGCCGAGUUCGAGGUACGUGAAAGGCAUCUGGUGGCCAGACUAUGGUAUUUGACUCAUUUGACGGUGAAAUCGGUGAACGAUCCCGGAAUGUGUGCAGUACGUCCGAUGACGAUUGACUUUUGCGAUCAGAACAAGAUGCACCCCACAAACACCAUCUUCGAAAAUCAAAUUGCCAAAAAGACUCCGCUGCGGCGUGAUUUGGUGGCCAAUCCCAUGGGUCCUGCUACCCAAAUCAUGCCGCAGUUUCGCAGACAGCCACCUACGGAAGCUCUUUGGAGUUCAACCAUUAUCCAGCCGUACAAGAGUGGCGGGCGAGCAAGGGAGAUUUUCGAAGGUGCCUGGCACCGCCGUGCCCAUGAGUCGCGACAUCGACAUGAGGAGGUGAACCAUAUCGUGUGGCACUACGAAACCAUCCCGGCUUCUGCAUUGUGA